AUGAAAAAGGCAAAGGAAUUGGAGCAUCAGGUCCCCACAAAUGCGAACUACGACCAUGAGAAGGCAGAAAUUCCAGAGACUAAGAAAGCUCAGAGGUACCCAAUAUCACCAACUGCUUUAGAGAUUCUAAAAUCAUACAAUACUUUGACAAGACGCCUUUGCAAUAGCUCUGCCUCUGAAAUUAAUCAGGUUAACCAACUCAAGAACCGAACUCUAAGAGGGAGAAAGCUCUCCACAGAGGAAGUGAUUAGGAUAGCAGGGGAACAGUAUCUCGACAAAGGCGAAAACGUCCCUCUUCAAUUCAAUCCCCAGCUCUCGAACAUGAGCAAUGAAGACAUCGAGAACAUAGAGCUAAUCCACUUGCUCUUAUCCUCAACUGAAAAGAUCGAAAACAAGCAAUUUGAUAGAGCAAAGGGCCUUCUCAUGGUUUGCGAUUUCAAGUCUUCACCAGUUGGAAACCCAGUUCAGAGGCUAGUCCUCUAUUUCGCUGAAGCUCUUUGGGAGAUUUUAGAGAGAGAAACGGGGGUAAGAUCUCAGAACCCAACUUCCACACAAGAGAAUGGGGAUGAAGAAAGAGUAUUAAUGGGUUUUCACCCUGCUAUAUUGGUAUUUUACCAGGUCGUUCCUUUUGGGAAAAUCCUUCAAUUCACAGCAAGUCAAGCUAUGCUUGAUGCAAUGGCCUCUUCAACAAGGAUUCAUUUUAUUGAUCUUGAGGUGAGAACAGGGAUGCAUUGGACCAUGCUAAUGCAGAGCCUUUCAGCAAGGCUUGAUCACCCUGUUGAGCUUCUGAAAAUAACCAUGGUGGGGAACUCCAGAGAAAGGAUGGAAAAAGCAGGUAACAGGCUUCUCGGUUUCUCAGAAACUCUAAAACUUCCCUUUGUAUUCAAUCUGGUUGUUGUCUCUGACAUGGGAGAAGAGAUAAGAGAGAGAUUGCCAAUGGAAGAUGGAGAAUCGGUCGCUGUUUAUGCACCUCUGGUGCUAAGCAGCAUGCUAGUUAAGCCCCACUAUUUGGAGAAUCUUGUCAAAGUCAUCAGCAGCUUGUGUCCUGAUAUAAUGGUGAUCACAGAGGUGGAAGGGAAGCACAAUUCUCCAUCAUUCGUGAAGAGAUUCACUGAGGUUUUGUUCUAUCAUGCUGCUUAUUUCGAUUCUCUUGAUGCCUUCUUCGACUCCGAUGAUGCGAAUCGAUUGGUGACAGAGAGACUGUACAUGGGUACAAAUAUUCGAAGCAUGGUGGGGAGAGAUGGAGAAGAAAGAAGCAUCAGGCAUGUUGGGGUUGAUGUGUGGAGGCUGUUUUUGACGAGGUUGCUGUUUGAAGAGGUUGAGCUUAGCCAAGAUGCCUUGUAUCAGGCAAGUCUUAUAGUGAAGCAGCAUGGCCACGCUGAUUCUUGCACAUUGGAGUUGAAUGGAAAGCCUUUGACAGUUGGGUGGAAGGCCACACCAUUGUACUCUGCUUCUGCUUGGAGGUGCCAUAGGAAGGGUUCUUCUGUCCUCUCUCUCUCACUCUCUCGCACGCUCGGUAAAUUAACCCGCAAUGUUACCUACUGA
Messenger RNA from Amborella trichopoda, 1545 nucleotides. RefSeq names its product DELLA protein GAI1. The record is from RefSeq and is a predicted model, not a curated record. NCBI's taxonomy places the organism in Eukaryota, Viridiplantae, Streptophyta, Magnoliopsida, Amborellales, Amborellaceae.